CCUUUGGCUGGGUGCAACUUCCAUUUUAGGUGUUGGAUCUGCGAGGAAAAAAAAAAAAGAGAGAGAGGGAGAGAGAGAGAGAAAGAAGAGCAGGAAAGAUCCUGAUCCUGAAAGGAGGAAGAAGUGGCGAAAAACCAACUACCCUGCUGGAUCUGUCUUUCUCAGCACAUUGACGAAGCCUUGGGUUUCUUUCUUAAAGGACUGGGUUUUAGAAGUCCACCUCUGAGCUCUCUCCUUCCUGCUUCCUCCUUGCUGUGGUGGCUGGGAUGCUUCUCCCAUGAUUUUUUGAAUCUAGACUGGGCUGUUCUCUGUGUUAAGCCAAUCAAUUACGACCUUCUCUUAACAGUGUGAAGUGAGGGGGGCCUUCUCCCUCCUUGCUCCUCCCUCUGUGAUCCACACCUUCCUUUUUACCCUGCCCUGCGGCGGCUCCGCCCCUUACCUUCAUGGACGACUCAGAGGUGGAGUCGACCGCCAGCAUCUUGGCCUCUGUGAAGGAACAAGAGGCCCAGUUUGAGAAGCUGACCCGGGCGCUGGAGGAGGAACGGCGCCACGUCUCGGCGCAACUGGAACGCGUCCGGGUCUCACCACAAGAUGCCAACCCCCUCAUGGCCAACGGCACCCUCACCCGCCGGCAUCAGAACGGCCGGUUUGUGGGCGAUGCUGACCUUGAGCGACAGAAAUUUUCAGAUCUGAAACUCAACGGACCCCAGGAUCACAGUCACCUUGUGUAUAGUACCAUUCCCAGGAUGCAGGAGCCAGGGCAGAUUGUGGAGACCUACACGGAGGAGGACCCGGAGGGAGCCAUGUCUGUUGUCUCUGUGGAGACCUCUGAUGAUGGAACUACUCGGCGCACAGAGACCACAGUCAAGAAAGUGGUGAAGACUGUGACAACACGGACAGUACAGCCAGUCCCUGUGGGACCAGAUGGGCUGCCUGUGGACGCCUCGUCAGUUUCUAACAACUAUAUCCAGACUCUGGGUCGUGACUUCCGCAAGAAUGGCAAUGGGGGACCUGGUCCCUACGUGGGGCAAGCGGGCACUGCUACUCUUCCCAGGAACUUCCACUACCCUCCUGAUGGAUAUAGCCGCCACUAUGAGGAUGGUUAUCCAAGUAGCAGUGACAACUAUGGCAGUCUGUCCCGGGUGACCCGUAUUGAGGAGCGGUAUCGGCCAAGCAUGGAAGGUUACCGGGCACCUAGUAGACAGGAUGUCUACGGGCCCCAGCCCCAGGUUCGGGUAGGUGGGAGCAGUGUGGAUCUGCAUCGUUUUCAUCCAGAGCCGUACGGGCUAGAGGACGACCAGCGUAGCAUGGGCUAUGAUGACCUGGAUUACGGCAUGAUGUCCGAUUACGGCACUGCCCGUCGGACGGGGACGCCCUCUGACCCUCGCCGACGACUCAGGAGCUAUGAAGACAUGAUUGGUGAGGAGGUGCCGUCCGACCAGUACUAUUGGGCUCCUCUGGCCCAGCAUGAGCGGGGAAGUUUAGCAAGCUUGGAUAGCCUGCGCAAGGGAGGGCCGCCACCCCCCAACUGGAGACAGCCAGAGCUGCCGGAGGUGAUAGCCAUGUUAGGGUUCCGCCUGGAUGCCGUCAAGUCUAAUGCAGCAGCGUACCUGCAGCACUUGUGCUAUCGCAAUGACAAGGUGAAGACCGAUGUUCGGAAGCUCAAGGGGAUCCCAGUACUGGUGGGAUUGUUAGACCACCCCAAAAAGGAAGUGCAUCUUGGAGCCUGUGGAGCUCUCAAGAAUAUCUCUUUUGGACGUGACCAGGAUAACAAGAUCGCCAUAAAAAACUGUGAUGGUGUUCCCGCCCUUGUGCGCUUGCUCCGAAAGGCUCGUGAUAUGGACCUCACUGAAGUCAUUACCGGAACCCUGUGGAAUCUCUCAUCCCAUGACUCAAUCAAAAUGGAGAUUGUGGACCAUGCUCUGCAUGCUUUGACAGAUGAGGUGAUCAUCCCGCAUUCUGGUUGGGAGCGGGAACCUAAUGAAGAUUGCAAGCCGCGCCAUAUUGAGUGGGAGUCGGUGCUCACCAACACAGCUGGCUGUCUUAGGAAUGUCAGCUCCGAGAGGAGUGAGGCUCGCCGGAAACUUCGGGAAUGUGAUGGUUUAGUGGAUGCCUUGAUCUUCAUUGUGCAGGCUGAGAUUGGGCAGAAGGAUUCAGACAGCAAGCUUGUGGAGAACUGCGUUUGCCUUCUUCGGAAUUUGUCGUACCAAGUUCACCGGGAGAUCCCACAAGCAGAGCGUUACCAAGAGGCACCUCCUAACGUUGCCAACAAUACUGGGCCACAUGCUGCGAGUUGCUUUGGGGCCAAGAAGGGCAAAGAUGAGUGGUUCUCCAGAGGGAAAAAACCCACAGAGGAUCCAGCGAACGAUACAGUGGACUUCCCCAAAAGAACUAGUCCUGCUCGGGGCUAUGAGCUUUUGUUUCAGCCAGAGGUGGUUCGGAUAUAUAUCUCCCUCCUCAAGGAGAGCAAGACUCCUGCUAUCCUGGAAGCCUCGGCGGGAGCCAUCCAGAACUUGUGCGCUGGGCGCUGGACGUAUGGCCGAUACAUCCGCUCUGCUCUACGUCAAGAGAAGGCUCUUUCUGCCAUUGCCGACCUCCUGACCAAUGAACACGAGCGCGUAGUGAAAGCUGCGUCCGGAGCACUGAGAAAUCUGGCUGUAGAUGCUCGCAACAAAGAACUGAUCGGUAAACAUGCUAUUCCGAACUUGGUAAAGAACCUGCCAGGAGGGCAGCAGAGCUCUUCCCAGAAUUUCUCUGAGGACACUGUGGUCUCUCUUUUGAACACCAUCAAUGAGGUUAUUGCUGAGAACCUGGAGGCUGCCAAGAAGCUUCGAGAGACACAGGGUAUUGAGAAGUUGGUGUUGAUCAACAAAUCAGGGAACCGUUCAGAAAAGGAAGUCCGAGCAGCAGCACUUGUAUUACAGACAAUCUGGGGAUAUAAGGAGCUGCGGAAGCCACUGGAAAAAGAAGGAUGGAAGAAAUCAGACUUUCAGGUGAAUCUAAACAAUGCUUCUCGAAGCCAGAGCAGUCAUUCAUAUGAUGACAGCACUCUCCCUCUCAUUGACCGGAACCAGAAAUCAGAUAAGAAACCUGAUCGGGAAGAAAUUCAGAUGAGCAGUAUGGGAUCAAACACAAAAUCAUUAGACAACAACUAUUCCACACUGAACGAGAGAGGGGACCACAACAGAACACUGGAUCGAUCCGGGGAUCUAGGUGAAAUGGAGCCAUUGAAGGGAACACCCCUGAUGCAGAAGAUUUAGCACCACUAUCUCCACUACAGCUGGGCUUAUAAUAUAUGUACUUUUAUUUUUUGGUGGUGAAAUGGACCGAUGAUUUUUCCUUUCUUCGCUGGACUGUUGUGCCAACUGCCAGGCUGCCUCCUGCCCUUAGAGCCCUAAGUGGCCACCUUCUUUCUACCAACUCCUAACUCCUUCCAGUGAAGCUUAAUUGUCCCUCCUCCCCACUCCAGAUCCCCUCCAGUUGCUCCCAAGAAGCCUGACUCAGUUAUAUGCAUAUCUUGAGAAACUGCUGCAAAUUAGCUAUUUUUGCCAGUUCUCCCUGGAACUCUUGGCCUUGUGUGGAGGGAGGGAGAGAGAGGAGCCCUCGCUGGAGGCCGUGGGAAGAAUUGGAAGUUACAUGCUGUCUAUGCAGUGUUCCAGCACUCUGAUAAACUGAUGAUUCUUAAUCAAGAUUUUUCUUUUCUUGGUGGGGAAGGGACUUUUAUUUUUUUGGAGAAUCGGAAGUGUGAACUCUUCCCGUAUGCCUGAUGACUAUUUUUAAAUCCAAGAAGGCUGGCAACAUUGGCACAUUCCACCUGGGCCCUUGAGUAAGUGAAGGUCUCCUAGAACUGAGAUUAAGAAACCUUGCUCUCCUCUUCAGGGCAGGGACCAUUAUGGACCUACAGACUCCAUCUCUUCUCCAAGCCUCAUGCCAACCCUCGGCUGCUGCCACUGCCCUUUACUAAGGCUGUCCUUAAUCUUCCUCUCCCACCCUGUGAUAAUGUCUGCUGACUUGGCCUGGCCAUUUGCAAGAAGCUAUAGAAAGAGGAGAAUGUGUCAAGCAAGACUUUUUGGGUGAGAAGGAGCAGAAAGAUGUCUUCUGGGGAGAAGAACCUCUAGCAGGAGCUAGUAGGAAUGCACAGGAAUCAGUUAGUCUGAAACUGGCAGGAAGCUUUGAAGCUGGCUUCCCCCGCUGCCCUUCUUUCUCCUUUUCCUCCCCUUCUAGUCGCGUCCUCCCCUGCCUCUCCCCUGGAUUGGUUGGCUGACAAAAGGACUUGAUGUACAUACUCCUGCCCCCUUUACCCUUAAAAGGUGGGGGAUCGCCCCUGGAUUUGCCUCUUCUUUGUGCCUUUGGCCUGGGGUGCAUCUCCUCCUUCCCUUCCAUGUGCCUUUCUUUGCCUCUGCAGUCUCAUUUUCAUGAUUUUGCAAAUUACAUUUUGUUGCUUUCUUACCCACCAUUGGCCCUAACUAGCAGAAAGGAGGGAUGACCUGGAGAACCUCAGAUUCUCCGUUGGGAAUUGGUAGAGCCUCUGAUUUCAGCCAUUCAGCUUUGCUUCAUAGUAUAUGGUUGGGAUUUUGCAAAAAUCCGGUUCUGAUGAAUCUCAAAACAUGGGAGGAGUGAGUGGUGCGACUCUUACUCCUCAGUUGCCCGGAAUUUACCGUCAUCUCCCAAGGGGCUGGAGGGAAGUCGCAUCUGUGCCCUCCUUGCCCCCCUCCCCCCCAGCAUCUCCUCCUUUCUGUUUAGUGUUUAUUAGUGGGUUGAGCUAGAGGAAUCAGCUGCUAUGCUGGUUGAUUUUUUUUUUUUUUUUUAAAUCCUUAUUUGCCUUUUACUCCCCCUAAAUCUAAAAGCUCUGUUCAAUGCAACUGGAAAUCUUUAUCCUUCUCUCUCCCCCUUCCCUUAUAUAUUGAGGCUAUGGGGUAGGAGACAAGUGCACAACUCCCCCCCCCUUUCCUUUCCCCUAUGCAUUAAAAUCCCUUAUUUACCUCCCCCUCUCCCCCCCAUUUCUUCCCACUCCUUUUCUGGCAAAAAGGAGCCUUUUCCUCUCUGUGGCCCUGA
Molecule: messenger RNA, 5055 nt
Organism: Hyaena hyaena (striped hyena)
Lineage: Eukaryota; Metazoa; Chordata; Mammalia; Carnivora; Hyaenidae
Gene: CTNND1
Product: catenin delta 1
Exons: 20
Coding region: 444-3260 (938 amino acids)
Biological process (GO): cell-cell junction assembly; cell-cell adhesion
Cellular component (GO): adherens junction; cytoplasm; plasma membrane
Molecular function (GO): cadherin binding
Source: RefSeq, a predicted model, not a curated record